Fomitopsis serialis is the source of this 531-nucleotide messenger RNA. RefSeq lists its product as uncharacterized. NCBI's taxonomy places the organism in Eukaryota, Fungi, Basidiomycota, Agaricomycetes, Polyporales, Fomitopsidaceae. The transcript has a single exon. The annotation marks the transcript as partial. The record is from RefSeq and is a predicted model, not a curated record. Gene Ontology annotation, molecular function: catalytic activity.
AUGAAGUGGAAACACGUCGUCAUUAUUCCUGGACGUGCAUCGCACCUACAACUACAAUGGACGGAAGAAUCCAGCGUAGAUAUAAUAUUGGUAUACUCACCAAAUGAUCUAACCGUAAAAUUAGACUUCUACAGAAGGCUAGUAACAUAUGUCAACUCCACACAACUAGUGGACCCUAUACUAAUGGGAGACUUCAACUUCGUUGAAGGAAGCUUAGACAGAACACCGCAACACAGCGAUGAUAACAGAUUGAAUACUUUGAUAAACAUCAUAAAGAAAAAAUAUGAUUUAACAGACGGAUGGCGUACAUGCAACCCAACCGACCUAGGAUUUACGUACACGCAUUCAAACAACAGCAUGUCCCGCAUAGACCGUAUCUAUGUAACAGAGGACACGUUUGAAUACACUUACAAUUGGGAAAUAACGAACAACAUUGCAAUCUCAGACCAUCAAAUGGCUAGCAUGACCAUUUUGAGAAAGCAGCUACCAUACAUAGGAAAAGGAACAUGGCGCAUGCACGCUGAUCAAAUC